AUGAAAUUCGUUGUGAUAAAUAUUUUUUUCCUUAUAGUGUUUUUUUUUUUUUUUAAAAAAUAUGAUUUUUUGAAUGUUUCAAAGAAACAUACUUAUAAUUUUCUUAACGGAAAUAUUAUUAGAAAAAAGGAAAAAUAUAAUUCUAAAAAUUUAAAAUGUAAAGUAGAAGGUAUUGAAUAUAAAGUUCAGAAUGUAGACAAUUCAAUCGAAUUUUAUAAUAAUGUGUUGGGGUUUCAAGUAGCAGAAAAGGGAGAUAAUUAUGCUAAGCUUAUUUUAGCAAAUAACGAAGCAUACAUUAAGUUGAUAAAAAAUGAGGAGGAUAAUUUUAUUAUAGGAGAACAUUCAUUCCUAGGGUUAGGAGUACAUUUGAAAGAAUUCGAUUUAAAAAAGGUCAAUAAGUACAAAGGGCAUAUUGAGGAUGAAUUGGAUAAAAGGCCAAUAACUGCUUGCAUAUUACCAGACGAAGAUGCACAAGUGCGAAGAUUUUGGACAAAUUGUUUUAUAACGGAUCCUGAUGGAUAUGGUAUAGAAGUGGUAGUGGAGGAAAAAGAGGUUCCGAAAUUGAAUAGGAUCCGACUUUAUACAACAUCGACGAAAGAUUCUCAGAAGUUUUAUUCUGACAUUUUAGGAAUGGACUUAGUGAAAAUCCAAAGUCAUUUAGAAGAAAUUUCAUAUCCCUGGAAUAUUUAUGGUGGUAUGAGUUAUUAUUUUUCGAAUAAAAAUAAUUCAACUAUACUUCAACUAGCUUAUGCAUAUGAUGAAAACAAACUGCACAUGGGGAAUUCCUUAGGAAAUUUAAUUUUGAGUUUCCAAGAUUUAAAUAUACUUGAAAAAAGACUAAAAGAAAACGAUAUAAAAAUUAUUAAAUCGAAUGGGGAGAUUAUAGUGAAAGAUUUGGAUGGGUACAACAUUUGUUUGAAGCAUAUUACAUAG
Messenger RNA from Plasmodium yoelii, 933 nucleotides. Its product is annotated as glyoxalase I-like protein GILP, putative. Gene Ontology annotation, cellular component: cytoplasm. The transcript is spliced from 6 exons. The record is from RefSeq and is a predicted model, not a curated record. Gene Ontology annotation, molecular function: lactoylglutathione lyase activity. Bases 1 to 933 code for a protein of 310 amino acids. NCBI's taxonomy places the organism in Eukaryota, Apicomplexa, Aconoidasida, Haemosporida, Plasmodiidae.